UACGAUCUCGGAGAUGGGUGGGGUCAAAGAGAGGACCUAAGAAAUGGAACAAAGCUCUGGGGCCUCUGUGGAAGGCCUGGUGGAUGUCUGAGAUGACGGACACUGCCUGGUCUUGAGGAUGAAUGAGACGGUUAUGUAAGAAGAGCCAUCCAUCCUUUGUGUGGCCCAUUUUCUUAUGAGUUCAUCCCUGUCUCCUGGUUGAUGACAGGGCUGGAAGGAGGGAGUCAGAAAUAAAAUAUGUUCUGUUGAUCCAGGGGUCUGAAGGUCAGACCCCGGACUACUGAGUAAGCCUUGGCAUUGCCUAAGGCCACUGGGUUCUUGGAGGACUGGUGUCCCCAGUAGUGGAUUAUGGCUACUUCUGCAGGGAGCUGGAGGACUCCCAAGAGCUUGGCUUUAAGGGGUCCUUUAACUAUGGGAGUGCCCUUGGUAGUGAGGAAGCCUCUUUCCUUUAAGAGGACUAAGUGGAAAUGGGCUAUUAAAAAGGCAAAUUUAGAGUCAGUGUAGAUGUUAGCCCGUUGACCUUUGGCUAGCUGGAGUGCUCAGCCUUUUGUAAAGAGGCUCCCGUUGGCAGGCGGGCCAUUUUAACUGUUUUAGUGGGAGUGAUCUCUGCAUAUGCUGCUGCCUGGAGGUUUCCUGAUCUGUCUGUAAGAGAAAUUACAUCAACAAGCAGGGCGAGUUGGGGGUUUGUAAGUGGUUGGUCUAGGAGACCAGGCCAAGAGACUCCUUGCCCGGGACAGGGGAUUGCAGCCUUUCUUCCAGGAACUCUCUGGACACAUCUUGCCAGCAUCCUCCCUCUAGCAAAAAUGCGUCAGCUCAAGGGGAAGCCAAAGAAGGAGACAUCCAAGGACAAGAAGGAGCGGAAGCAGGCCAUGCAGGAGGCCCGGCAGCAGAUCACCACAGUGGUGCUGCCCACCCUGGCUGUGGUGGUGCUCCUGAUCGUGGUGUUCGUGUAUGUGGCCACGCGCCCUGCCGUCACCGAGUGAACCCCUCCGUUCCAGCUCUCCUGCAGAGAUGUCUACAGUGCCGAGCUCCCAGCAGGAGGGCCCUGUCUUCUCUGCUCUUUGACUUGACUAAAAUUUCUCUACUUUGUUUGGGGGAGGGAAUAGGGAAUAUUUUAUCAGUGAAUGUGCCAUACACCUGAUGGUCCACUUCAUGUGCCUUUCAGACUUCAAAGCAGAGUGCGUGUGCGUGCGUGCGUGUGUGUGUGUGUGUGUGUGUGUGUGUGUGUUUCUUUUUCUCCUGAAAUCGAUGUGUAACUGCGCCUGGGGAGCCAAGGACUCCCUGGGCGAGGCUGUUGGUUGGAAUCAGUGCCACCUCCCUCCCGUCCCUGCAACAUGCUCUCCUGCUCACGACUUCCUAAGGGGACAGCAUUUCUGCUCUGUACUUGAUGGGAUCUGAAAUAUGUUGACUCAAAGUGAAAUAUUUAUUUUUUGAAUAAAGGAGAUAAUAGUCUUAAA
Molecule: messenger RNA, 1457 nt
Organism: Myodes glareolus (Bank vole)
Lineage: Eukaryota; Metazoa; Chordata; Mammalia; Rodentia; Cricetidae
Source: RefSeq, a predicted model, not a curated record